This is a messenger RNA of Brugia pahangi, 1701 nucleotides long. Lineage: Eukaryota; Metazoa; Nematoda; Chromadorea; Rhabditida; Onchocercidae. The record is from the annotation of a GenBank genome assembly.
AUGGAACAGCAAAAGGUACGCUAUAUGCUCGAUACACUUGCGGAUCCGACCAGAUUACGCAAAAAAUUACUCCCAGUGAUGGAAGAAUGUGGAAAAUUGUCAGGAAAGGAUGCUUUUGGAUGGGCUUUGCUUGCAAAAUUAAUUUACGCUUGUGAUCAAGAGAUGCUGAGAACCAUUUCGUCAAGAGUUCAAAAGAGGUUGGUCGCUGCUGCUAGACAGCCAAUUACGGUUCCUCUGUUGCACUUUGUCCGUUCAUUCCUUGUUCGUUUUCAAUGGCUUAAAAGUUUCAAUGAACAAACUUUGGCUUAUAUAUGUUCACGUGCUGUGGAUUUUAGUGUUGAAAGUUGUUCCGAAAGCAUUACUGAGCUCACUUCCAACAUAUAUGCAUUAUGGGCAGGAACUAAGUAUGAUUACAUUUUGAUAAAGACAUUGAAAAAUAUGUUGAGUAACGUGAUUGCUGAAGAAAAUGAUGGGAAUGAGAAGAUAUUAUUGCGUUUUGAGACAGCUGUACAGCGCCAUCUUCCACAGUUUAUUUCUACAGUGUUCAAUCUGCACAUAGAAGUAAUGGAGAGAUGUUCAGCAAAUGACAAAGUUGCUGUAAACGAGUGGUUGGAUAUAGCAUAUAAAUCGGCUAUUGUUGUUAAAACCGAGAAAAUAAAUUCCAUUUUUCGGUGGUUAAGGACUUUUCUGUUAAAAGCUAGAAGUUGUGCACAUCUCGCUGCACGAAGAAUUUCUUCAUUUAUCAGUGAUUUCUACCAUCCAAGUGAAGCUUAUUACGAAGCAGUAAAAGAAUAUGUUCAAUUAGGACCAGACCUGAGUAUUAAUAUUCUUUUUAAAACCUUCAUUCGUUCUGCCAAGUGUCAGUUACACUCACAGGAAUAUGGAAAAAUAUAUGCUAAAGCGCUAGGUGCAAUGCUGGAACUGAGACCUUAUUUGUUAGAUGUUCAGGAUGUGUUAGAGCUGCAGCGCUUAGUUUGUCAGGAAGCUUUCGAAAAUCGAAACUGUAGGCCAGUACUAUCAUUGCUAAACUCACUGUUGGCUAUGAACAAUGAAUUGGUGCCGUCGCCUGUACAGAUUGCACAAAGCAUCUUCAGUGGCAGUGAAGAUUGGUGCGAUGAGGUACGUCUGGGGCGAGCGUUAUGUUCAUCCAUUUCGCGGCCCUCUAUUCAACUAAUUAUUCCUCAAGAAAAUUUGCUGAAGAAAUUGAGUGAUAUUGUGAUGAAUGAUGAUCAGCACAUACAUUUCGAUGUUUCUCAGAAUUCGUCUAAACUAACUUCGACGGCAGCUAAAAAUGAAAUUCGUAAUGAGCUUGUAAGCGAUAAUCCUGUGGGGAAUCAUGAAAAUUUUGGAAUAGAAUCAACGGGAAGCAAUGUUAGAAAGCGUUCAUAUCCAUCAGCGGGAAAAACAACCUUAAAGCAUGUACGGAUUGGUUCCGAAUGUAGUGAAGAAAUGUUUUCUGCGAACGGAAGUUCGCAGUUCUUGGAAACAUUAGAAAUUACAGAUGAAGAGCAAAUAUCAGAGAAAGUAGGAUACACUUUAAUGGAGCAAGAGGGAUUACGAAAUACUUCUGUUGCAGAUGCUACAAUAGCAAAACUUAAUUCAAAUUCUGAGAUCAUAAUUUUGGAUAAAAAUAUAAGUGAUGGUGAGUUAACCAUUCAGCAAAUGAUGGCUGAUUUUGUGCCCGACUGUAGGUAUCAUUAA